AAUAUUUGAUGCAAAAGAAGGGAAGGGGGUCGGGUGGAGGGUCGUGAAACGAGUGGGGAGGUUUCGCAUAAGGAGGGCAUCCUUGCAUGCAGUAAAUCCGGGGAAAUAAUUAAAAGGAAAGCGAGACGGGGAGGGGCGGGAAAAGGAGGCAGAGAAACCAAGGCGGUUUCCCCCCCUUCUUCUUCUUCCUCCCCCCGCCCCAGUUUGGAUGGGCGGCCUAAGCAGAGGAGGAGGAGGAGGAGGAGGAGGAGGCGGUGGCUGGAGGUGCAAACGGGGCCUGUGCGUGGAACGGCGAAGCUUUGUCGCUGCUCGGGAGCGGGGCUGAGCUGGGGCAGGAUUGCGCCCUCGUCUCCUCCUCCCACCCCCUUCGGCGGCGGCGGCGGCGGCGGCGGCGCUAGAGAGAAGUUGCAUUGCUCCUUUGGCCUAAGGCGAGGGCUCUGCUUUCCCUCCGCCGGGUUAGCUUUCCCUGCAAAAAAAAAAAAGAGCGGGAGGGGAGGGGGCGCACUAGAUUUUAGCGCAACGGAGACCGAAUUAGAAUCUGGAUUAUCUGAAUAAUGCGCUGAAGAGGCAUGGGUGGCGCGGAUCUCCUCGGGCAGCCCGGGCCGGCGCGGUCGAGGAAGAGCGGCCGGAAGACGGAUUUGGGAGGCUGGCGUGAACAUUGUGCCUUCGGAGGACGUUGACGCGGGGAAAGAAGAGACCCGACUCCGCCGAGGGCGAGAGAUUUUAUCUUCUUUUCAAAAUCGCGUUGGGAGUGUUUGUUCCCCUCCUCGUUUUGUUUAGUUUUUUUCCUUCCCGAGAGGAGUGCGGGCCGCUGUGCGCUCUUGGCAUUUGCAGGGCCAGGUUCUUCUCCCACUCUAAGCCAACCUGCCUUGACAGCUGGAAUUCCUCCCCCACCGACCCUCCCCCCAACACGGAUCUUUGACAACCUCGUUUGAAUCGAGGUAGAUUCGAAUCCAGGAGCUGUCGCCGCUAGUCGCAAACCGGCUCAUCAACCUGCUCCAGGACAGACUCCGUUUUCCUUCUCAACCCCACCUCCGGGUGCCCCCCCUCUCCUUUUCCCUUCUACUGUUCCCCACCCUCCGGUUUUGUCCUGGAAAACUGGGAUGUUAAUCUACUUCGGUUCCGCGUUUGCUUUGGAUUGCUUAUGGCGGCCUGGGAAGCAGAUGAACCCAAUUGAGCCCUUGUCAAUUUCAACUCGUGGCUUUUAAGUAUCUCUCCCCCCUUUUUUAAAAAAAGUAGAUAAAUAUUUAUACAAAGAACAAAAACUCGCCUCUGUUUGUUUGUGUUAGGGAAUUUUUCCCCCCUUCCCCCUUCCACAAUUCCUUCCCGUUUUAAAAUACUGGACAAAAAGUUGGAAGAAAUAGGCCUAGUUUUUUUUUGGUCUUUUCUCUUUGGAAUCCUCAUCUUUUUUUUUCCUGGAUAGACAACACCAUGUCUACUAAAGAUAAUCCCUGCAGGAAAUUUCAAGCUAACAUUUUUAACAAGAGCAAAUGCCAGAAUUGUUUUAAACCUCGAGAGUCGCACUUACUCAAUGACGAGGAUUUAAAUCAGGCCAAGCCUAUCUAUGGGGGAUGGCUUUUGUUGACUCCAGAGGGCACCGAUUUUGACAACCCUGUGCAUCGCUCUCGGAAAUGGCAGCGCCGGUUCUUCAUCCUUUAUGAACACGGCCUCCUUCGCUAUGCUUUGGAUGAGAUGCCCACCACCUUGCCGCAGGGAACCAUCAACAUGAACCAGUGUACGGACGUUGUAGACGGGGAAAGCCGGACCGGGCAGAAGUUCUCCCUCUGUAUCUUGACGCCCGAAAAGGAGCACUUCAUCCGAGCUGAGAACAAGGAGAUCAUCAGCGG
Molecule: messenger RNA, 1847 nt
Organism: Pogona vitticeps (central bearded dragon)
Lineage: Eukaryota; Metazoa; Chordata; Lepidosauria; Squamata; Agamidae
Source: RefSeq, a predicted model, not a curated record